AUGAAUCACCCGCAGCAGUUUGACCUCGAGAAGGAGCUUCGAGAAUUCAACACGCAGCGAUGCCCCACAAUUGAACAGACAAUAAGCAACAAUCGGUCUGUACUAUACAAGCGAAAGAAGUUUUUUCUUCAAAACCUUCGAGAGUCGAUUCAGGUGGUGGAAAUACUGCUCAUCAUAAUUCUUUACUUGCGAGACGUAUCGUUCUUGCGGUUGCUUUUGCGAGCAGCAGUGCAUCUUGCCGUGACGAAUAUAAACCCGCCCGUGCCGCACUUGCAACUAUCCCCGGAGCACAAGGAGCUGAUGAUCAAGUUGAGUCUACGUGGAGUCAUCUACGGGAACUUGUUCUGUAUGAUACUCCAUCUAAUCUUUGGGGCCUAUUCGUCAAACAGUGGCAAUGGCGAUGGCAAUGGUGAUUCCAUGCACGGUGGAAUGACCGUGCAGUUUAUUGGCGAGAGGUACCCUUACUCGCGGCUCGAGUUGAUUGCGUUGGACCUAUGCAUUUUCGCGACCCAGUUGAUUUACCAUUACUUGAUUGGCGUGGUCAAUGACCUGAAAGUAUUGGAGGCCAAGUCAGCUAACGAAGCCAUGGAAAGUGAAUGCAUAGAAAUGGUGGAAUCGCCGGGGCUGAUUGAAGGACAUGCCGGUAGAGCACCCAUUGAAGAAGACGGCUACAACGGGAAUGUAUUUCUAUUGACCAUCGAUCUACUAGGAGGCAUGAAAAAAGUGAUGGAUUACAAUAUAAACUUUGAGGGCUACACGUCGAGCAGAGCUCAGGUAUAG
This is a messenger RNA of Lodderomyces beijingensis, 780 nucleotides long. Lineage: Eukaryota; Fungi; Ascomycota; Pichiomycetes; Serinales; Debaryomycetaceae. The record is from the annotation of a GenBank genome assembly.